GGGGAAGAUGGCUCGCCGGGACCCGCUCUGCUAGAAAGAAGGGGGGCAGGUGGUGCUGCCACUCGGGAGAAAGCGGAGCAGCCGCCGUCGCCGUCGCUGCGGGCGGUACGAGUGGAGGUUCUGCAGCAGGCGCUCCGGGAGCUGCCCUGGUUGAAGGUCUAGAGCAGAUGUGGAAAGAUGUUCACUUCAGAGAAAGGUGUUGUGGAGGAAUGGCUGUCAGAGUUUAAGACACUACCAGAAGCAUCUUUACCAAAUUAUGCCACAAAUUUGAAAGACAAGAGUUCUUUAGUUUCAUCUCUCUAUAAAGUUAUCCAGGAACCACAAAGUGAGUUGCUAGAACCUGUCUGUCACCAGCUCUUUGAGUUCUAUCGCAGUGGGGAGGAACAGUUGCUUCGGUUCACCCUGCAGUUUCUCCCAGAACUGAUUUGGUGCUACCUCGCAGUUUCAGCCAGCAGAAACGUGCACAGCAGCGGAUGCAUCGAAGCUCUUCUCUUAGGGGUUUACAAUUUGGAAAUAGUUGACAAACAGGGACAUAGCAAAGUAUUGAGUUUUACGAUUCCAUCUUUAUCCAAACCAUCUGUGUAUCAUGAACCUUCCAGCAUUGGGUCCAUGGCCCUGACUGAAAGUGCACUCUCCCAGCACGGUUUGUCCAAAGUUGUGUACAGUGGACCUCAUCCUCAAAGGGAGAUGCUGACAGCACAGAAUAGGUUUGAAGUGUUGACAUUCCUUUUGUUGUGUUAUAAUGCUGCCUUAACCUAUAUGCCCGGUGUUUCUCUUCAAUCACUGUGUCAAAUUUGCUCAAGAAUCUGUGUUUGUGGAUAUCCUCGACAACAUGUAAGAAAAUACAAAGGUGUCAGUAGCAGGAUACCAGUUUCUUCAGGAUUCAUGGUGCAAAUGUUAACAGGGAUUUAUUUUGCCUUAUAUAAUGGAGAAUGGGAGCUAGCUCAAAAAGCACUGGAUGAUAUUAUAUACCGGGCCCAGCUAGAGUUAUAUCCAGAGCCAUUGCUGGUUGCCAAUGCAAUAAAGGCUUCAUUGCCUCAUGGUGCCAUGAAAUCUAGUAAGGAAGGUACACGGUGUAUUCAAGUUGAAAUCACCCCAACUGCCUCUAGGAUAUCAAGAAAUGCAGUAACCAGCAUGUCAAUAAGAGGUCACAGGUGGAAAAGACACGGAGAUACAGAACUAAUGGGUCAAGAAGAACUGAUGGAGAUAUCGGAAGUUGACGAGGGGUUUUAUUCGAGGGCUGCGUCUGGUACCAGCCAGUCAGGUUUAUCCAACAGUAGUCACAAUUGUGGUAACAAGACAAGUGUAGGGAAGAACCCGAGACGGUCGGGAGGAAGCAAACCUGGAGGAAGAGAAAAAGAAAUGACAGGGGAAACUUGCAAAGAUCAUUUUGCUCGAAAACAAACUCAGAGAGCCCAGAGUGAGAAUCUUGAGCUUCUGUCUCUGAAGAGACUGACUUUAACCACCAGCCAAUCCCUGCCGAAGCCCAGCAGCCAUGGCUUGGCUAAAACAGCCACGACGGUGUUUAGCAAAUCGUUUGAACAAGUCAGUGGUGUCACCGUGCCCCCAAACCCACCACCUGCUGUUGCUUGUGGGCCUGGGACCGACGCCAACAGGUUUUCAGCUUGUAGUUUGCAAGAAGAAAAGCUGGUUUACGUUUCAGAAAGAACCGAACUUCCAACAAAGCAUCAGUCGGGUCCACAGAGACCGCCUAGUAUUAGCAUUACCCUGUCCACAGAUUAGUCUGUCAUGUGUUUCUCUCCCGUGGCCAGUCACUCUGGCCAUGCGACGUGGCUUCUUGACAAAAGCACCCUGCGUCUUUGAUGCCUGCCCCUGACACGAGUUCUGAUGUCGUAGAUUCUGAAGGCUCCCAUGACUUUAUGAAGGGAAUAUUAUCUAGACGGCAGUACGUGGAAAUACGGUUUUGUGAUUUCUUGGUUAUAUUGUGUUUUGUUUUUCCCCUUUGGUUUGAGUCUUUUAAAAUUUCUUUUCUCGUGACUGUUUCCCCCAGGAGUGUCAGUGUGACAAUAAAUUGUAGCAAGUUAGCUAAAACACUG
This is a messenger RNA of Oryctolagus cuniculus (rabbit), 2057 nucleotides long. It is a transcript of the gene HYCC1, whose product is annotated as hyccin PI4KA lipid kinase complex subunit 1. NCBI's taxonomy places the organism in Eukaryota, Metazoa, Chordata, Mammalia, Lagomorpha, Leporidae. The record is from RefSeq and is a predicted model, not a curated record. Gene Ontology annotation, biological process: protein localization to plasma membrane; phosphatidylinositol phosphate biosynthetic process. Gene Ontology annotation, cellular component: plasma membrane.